Molecule: messenger RNA, 1397 nt
Organism: Abrus precatorius (Indian licorice)
Lineage: Eukaryota; Viridiplantae; Streptophyta; Magnoliopsida; Fabales; Fabaceae
Product: ribosome-binding factor PSRP1, chloroplastic
Exons: 5
Coding region: 170-1045 (291 amino acids)
Biological process (GO): primary metabolic process; negative regulation of translational elongation
Cellular component (GO): cytosolic small ribosomal subunit
Molecular function (GO): ribosomal small subunit binding
Source: RefSeq, a predicted model, not a curated record
ACACUUGAAUAUUCAUCGUGAUCCGACAAGAAGAAAGAGACACCCCAUAUUGAAUGGUGUCACUCUCAUUGAUCAGAGAACCCGACACAUCAGCAUUCAUCCCCUUCCAAACUCCGAAAUCUAAAUAUCCCUAAUCUUCAUUUCCCUCAUCCACUCAAAACCCUUUUCAAUGGCCACUCUCUUCAACUUCAACACUACUCUCAGCCCCUCUUGUUGUCUUCCCUCGUCAUCUCAUCAACUUGCUCCCUCACAAUUCUCCAAGACACUAUCAACAACUUUCUUUGCCCCAAUCCAAAGCCUCAAACAUGUUGCCACUGUCUCAACCAAACGUCGCCGUUCACUCUCCGUUCGCAUGUCAUGGGACGGUCCACUCUCAUCCGUCAAAUUGAUCAUACAGGGUAAAAAUCUCGAGCUCACUGAUGCAGUGAAGCAGCAUGUGGAGGACAAGGUGGGGAAAGCUGUUCAGAAGCAUAGUCAUCUAGUGAGAGAGGUUGAUGUGAGGCUAUCUAUCCGAGGAGGAGGAGAAUUUGGGCGAGGACCCCGGACUCGUAGAUGUGAGGUGACUUUGUUCACAAAGAGGCAUGGAGUGGUGCGAGCUGAGGAAGAUGCUGAAAGUACCUAUGGAAGUAUUGAUUUGGUGUCAUCGAUCAUUCAGAGAAAGUUGAGGAAGAUAAAAGAAAAGGAGUCAGAUCAUGGUCGACACAUGAAGGGGUUCAAUAGGUUGAAGGUUAGGGAGCCCGUAGAGCCAUUACCCUUGGAAGAGGACCAAAUAUCCCCACAGGAGGAGGAAGAAUCAAUUGAUGAGGUUGUUCGCACAAAGUACUUUGACAUGCCGCCAUUGACUGUGGCUGAAGCAAUUGAGCAGCUCGAAAAUGUUGAUCAUGACUUUUAUGGUUUUCGAAAUGAAGAAACUGGGGAAAUUAAUAUUGUGUACAAAAGAAAAGAAGGAGGUUACGGACUCAUUAUACCCAAAGGAGAUGGUGAAGCAGAGAAAUUGGAGCCUGUAGUAAUUGAACCAGCUAAAGAACCCUCACUGAAAGAGUGAAAUGCACUCACGAGAAACUCUUUUUCUAUUAACAUAAGAGCUUGUACAUGAUUAGCGGAUAAUGAUGGCGAUUUCUAUGGAACCUGAAGUGCAUAGGCAAUUUCAAUCGAGGCUCCGACAUUUUAAAGUGCAAAUCAAGUUUUAUUGUAUGUACACUUGGAUGACUAGCGACUGUAAACUGAAAGAGAUGCACCAUUUGUGUGUGCUGCAUAUAAUGUUCGGAAUACACCUUUUCUCUAACAAUGCCACCUACUUUCUUUAAUCUUUUGGUUUUGUUCUGCUUCAUGUCUAUUUGUUAUCUAGAUUAUACCAUAACAAGUUAAUCAUUUUUCUCUUCAAAUUUCAAACCUUU